Molecule: messenger RNA, 1458 nt
Organism: Arabidopsis thaliana (thale cress)
Lineage: Eukaryota; Viridiplantae; Streptophyta; Magnoliopsida; Brassicales; Brassicaceae
Product: Dof-type zinc finger DNA-binding family protein
Exons: 2
Coding region: 213-1097 (294 amino acids)
Biological process (GO): regulation of DNA-templated transcription
Cellular component (GO): nucleus
Molecular function (GO): DNA-binding transcription factor activity; DNA binding
Source: RefSeq, marked reviewed
UUGCUUUUUGGUUUUUGUGUUUAUUAGGGUUUUCUUUUCUUUUCUUUUCUUUUGUUUUUACUUUUCAAUGGUCUUUAAUUUCUUUGAAAUUUUGUUCCCUUUCUUUAAAAGAUGUCUGGCUUUUUAGAGAUCAACUCCUAAUACCUUUUUAUUACUCUCUUGCUCGAUCCAUACGUUAGAAAGGAUUAAUUACUGUAAUUGAAGCUCACAUCAUGGACCAUCAUCAGUAUCAUCAUCAUGAUCAAUACCAACAUCAGAUGAUGACUAGUACUAACAAUAAUUCCUAUAACACCAUCGUCACAACACAACCACCACCAACAACAACAACAAUGGAUUCAACAACAGCAACAACUAUGAUAAUGGAUGACGAGAAGAAGUUGAUGACGACAAUGAGCACUAGGCCGCAAGAACCAAGAAACUGUCCAAGAUGCAACUCAAGCAACACCAAGUUUUGUUAUUACAACAACUACAGCUUAGCACAGCCUAGGUACUUGUGUAAGUCUUGUCGGAGAUAUUGGACUGAAGGUGGCUCUCUCCGUAACGUCCCCGUAGGCGGAGGUUCUAGAAAGAACAAGAAGCUUCCAUUUCCUAAUUCCUCUACUUCUUCUUCCACCAAGAACCUCCCGGAUCUCAACCCUCCUUUCGUCUUCACAUCAUCAGCUUCAUCAUCAAACCCUAGCAAGACGCAUCAAAACAAUAAUGACCUCAGCCUAUCCUUCUCCUCCCCUAUGCAAGACAAGCGAGCUCAAGGGCAUUACGGUCAUUUCAGUGAGCAAGUUGUGACAGGAGGGCAGAACUGUCUUUUCCAAGCUCCUAUGGGAAUGAUUCAGUUUCGUCAAGAGUAUGAUCAUGAGCACCCCAAAAAGAAUCUUGGGUUUUCAUUAGACAGGAACGAGGAAGAGAUUGGUAAUCAUGAUAACUUCGUUGUUAAUGAGGAAGGAAGUAAGAUGAUGUAUCCUUAUGGAGAUCAUGAAGACCGUCAACAACAUCACCAUGUGAGACACGAUGAUGGUAAUAAGAAGAGAGAAGGUGGUUCAAGCAAUGAGCUAUGGAGCGGAAUCAUCCUAGGUGGUGAUAGUGGUGGACCAACAUGGUGAUAUGAAUAUUGUCAAAAAGGACAAGAUGAUAAAGACAAAAACAAAUAGUUACGAGCAAAAAUAUGUGAUUAUAUUUGGAAUUUUCAGACCCGGAAGAGUCGCCUUGGGAGGAGCAUGAUGAUUCUUCUUUCCACUUUCUAUAAAUUCCUCUGUUCACUUUUCUUUGUCUUUUGUCUAAUGGAGCCACUUAUUUGGCUUUUAGUUUGCUUCUUUAGGACCUUUUUAAGUUUUAACACAUAAAUGUCUAGCCCCUAUUAUUCUAUGUAUAUAUAGUCUUAUAUCAUAUCAUAGUUUUGGUUGAUAGAGAUGAAUUAAUUAGGUUUACAAAUAAAGUACUUUUGCGGUGUUUCACGUUAAUAAG